Molecule: messenger RNA, 4704 nt
Organism: Sorex fumeus (smoky shrew)
Lineage: Eukaryota; Metazoa; Chordata; Mammalia; Eulipotyphla; Soricidae
Gene: UPF1
Product: UPF1 RNA helicase and ATPase
Exons: 21
Coding region: 105-3503 (1132 amino acids)
Biological process (GO): nuclear-transcribed mRNA catabolic process, nonsense-mediated decay
Cellular component (GO): cytoplasm
Molecular function (GO): ATP binding; RNA helicase activity; zinc ion binding
Source: RefSeq, a predicted model, not a curated record
CGGGCGCGGGGCCGGCGCGCGCGGCGGGCGUUUCGGGCGGCGCGGGGCCGCGGCCUAGGCCUCGGCGGCGAGUGCGGGCCUGCGUGCCCGGCGGCGGCGGCGGCAUGAGCGUGGAGGCGUACGGGCCCAGCUCGCAGACGCUCACCUUCCUGGACACGGAGGAGGCCGAGCUGCUGGGCGCCGACACGCAGGGCUCCGAGUUCGAGUUCACCGACUUCACCCUCCCCAGCCAGACGCAGACGCCCCCCGGCGGCCCCGGCGCGGGCGGAGCGGGCGCGGCGGGCGCGGCGGGCGCGGCCGGACAGCUGGACGCGCAGGUGGGCGGGCCCGAGGGCAUUCUGCAGAAUGGGGCUGUGGACGAGAGUGUGGCCAAGACCAGCCAGCUGUUGGCCGAGCUCAACUUUGAGGAAGAUGAGGAGGACACGUACUACACGAAGGACCUCCCUGUGCACGCCUGCAGCUACUGUGGCAUCCAUGACCCGGCGUGCGUGGUAUACUGCAACACCAGCAAGAAAUGGUUCUGCAAUGGCCGCGGAAACACUUCCGGCAGCCACAUCGUGAAUCACCUGGUGCGAGCCAAGUGCAAGGAGGUGACACUGCACAAGGACGGGCCCCUGGGCGAGACGGUGCUUGAAUGCUACAACUGCGGCUGCCGCAACGUCUUCCUGCUCGGCUUCAUCCCCGCCAAGGCCGACUCGGUGGUGGUGCUGCUGUGCCGCCAGCCCUGUGCCAGCCAGAGCAGCCUCAAGGACAUCAACUGGGACAGCUCGCAGUGGCAGCCCCUCAUCCAGGACCGCUGUUUCUUGUCAUGGCUGGUGAAGAUCCCGUCGGAGCAGGAGCAGCUGCGGGCCCGGCAGAUCACAGCCCAGCAGAUCAACAAGCUGGAGGAGCUGUGGAAGGAGAACCCGUGCGCCACGCUGGAGGACCUGGAGAAGCCGGGCGUGGACGAGGAGCCACAGCACGUGCUGCUGCGCUACGAGGACGCCUACCAGUACCAGAACAUCUUCGGGCCGCUCGUCAAGCUGGAGGCCGACUACGACAAGAAGCUCAAGGAGUCCCAGACUCAAGAUAACAUCACGGUCAGGUGGGACCUGGGCCUUAACAAGAAGAGAAUCGCCUACUUCACUUUGCCCAAGACUGACUCUGGUAAUGAGGAUUUAGUCAUAAUUUGGUUAAGAGACAUGCGGCUCAUGCAGGGGGAUGAGAUCUGCCUGCGCUACAAGGGGGACCUGGCGCCCCUGUGGAAGGGCAUCGGCCACGUCAUCAAGGUCCCGGACAGACAGGACUUAACUCGCGUCGCAGAUUAUGGCGACGAGAUUGCCAUUGAGCUGCGCAGCGGGGUGGGCGCGCCCGUGGAGGUGACCCACAACUUCCAGGUGGACUUCGUGUGGAAGUCCACGUCCUUCGACAGGAUGCAGAGUGCCCUGAAGACGUUUGCGGUGGACGAGACAUCGGUGUCCGGGUACAUCUACCACAAGCUGCUGGGCCACGAGGUGGAGGACGUGAUCGUGAAGUGCCAGCUGCCCAAGCGCUUCACGGCCCAGGGGCUCCCGGACCUCAACCACUCACAGGUGUACGCCGUGAAGACCGUGCUGCAGAGGCCGCUGAGUCUGAUCCAGGGCCCGCCCGGCACGGGCAAGACCGUCACCUCGGCCACCAUCGUCUACCACCUGGCGCGGCAGGGCAAUGGGCCCGUGCUCGUGUGCGCGCCCAGCAACAUUGCGGUGGACCAACUGACCGAGAAGAUCCACCAGACUGGGCUGAAGGUGGUUCGGCUCUGCGCCAAGAGCCGCGAGGCCAUUGACUCACCUGUGUCCUUCCUGGCCCUGCACAAUCAGAUCCGGAACAUGGACAGCAUGCCGGAGUUGCAGAAGCUGCAGCAGCUCAAGGACGAGACGGGGGAGCUGUCGUCAGCAGAUGAGAAGCGGUACCGCGCCCUGAAGCGCACAGCCGAGCGGGAGCUGCUCAUGAAUGCCGAUGUCAUCUGCUGCACGUGUGUGGGGGCUGGCGACCCCCGGCUGGCCAAGAUGCAGUUCCGCUCCAUCCUCAUCGACGAGAGCACGCAGGCGACUGAGCCCGAGUGCAUGGUCCCUGUAGUCCUGGGGGCCAAGCAGCUCAUCCUCGUGGGCGACCACUGCCAGCUGGGCCCCGUGGUGAUGUGCAAGAAGGCGGCCAAGGCCGGGCUCUCUCAGUCACUGUUUGAGCGCCUGGUGGUGCUGGGCAUCCGGCCCAUCCGCCUGCAGGUGCAGUACCGCAUGCAUCCUGCGCUCAGCGCCUUCCCUUCCAACAUUUUCUAUGAGGGCUCCCUGCAGAACGGCGUCACCGCGGCGGACCGAGUGAAGAAAGGCUUUGACUUCCAGUGGCCACAGCCUGACAAGCCGAUGUUCUUCUACGUGACACAGGGCCAGGAGGAGAUUGCCAGCUCGGGCACCUCCUACCUCAACCGGACGGAGGCGGCCAACGUGGAGAAGAUCACCACGAAGCUGCUCAAGGCGGGGGCCAAGCCCGACCAGAUCGGCAUCAUCACGCCCUACGAGGGCCAGCGCUCCUACUUGGUGCAGUACAUGCAGUUCAGCGGCUCCCUGCACACCAAGCUCUACCAGGAGGUGGAGAUCGCCAGCGUGGACGCCUUCCAGGGCCGUGAGAAGGACUUCAUCAUCCUGUCGUGCGUGCGUGCCAACGAGCACCAGGGCAUCGGCUUCCUCAAUGACCCUCGGCGGCUGAAUGUGGCGCUGACGCGUGCGCGGUACGGGGUGAUCAUCGUGGGCAACCCCAAGGCCCUGUCGAAGCAGCCGCUGUGGAACCACCUACUGAACUACUACAAGGAGCAGAAGGUGCUGGUCGAGGGGCCCCUCAACAACCUGCGCGAGAGCCUCAUGCAGUUCAGCAAGCCCCGGAAGUUGGUCAACACCAUCAACCCGGGCGCCCGCUUCAUGACCACGGCCAUGUAUGACGCCCGCGAGGCCAUCAUCCCGGGCUCCGUGUACGACCGCAGCAGCCAGGGCCGGCCCUCCAGCAUGUACUUCCAGACCCACGACCAGAUCGGCAUGAUUGGUGCGGGCCCGAGCCACGUGGCCGCCAUGAACAUCCCCAUCCCCUUCAACCUGGUCAUGCCGCCCAUGCCGCCGCCCGGCUACUUCGGACAGGCCAACGGGCCGGCUGCAGGCCGGGGAACUCCCAAAGGCAAGACGGGGCGCGGGGGCCGCCAGAAGCACCGCUUCGGCCUGCCGGGACCGGGCCCCGCUGCCCUGCCCAGCAGCCAGGCCAGCCAGGAUGCCGUGUCGCAGGCCUUCUCGCAGGGCGCGCUCACGCAGGCCUACAUCUCCAUGAGCCAGCCCUCGCAGAUGAGCCAGCCCGGCCUCUCGCAGCCCGAGCUCUCCCAGGACAGCUACCUCGGCGACGAGUUCAAGUCCCAGAUUGACGUGGCCCUGUCCCAGGACUCCACAUACCAGGGCGAGCGGGCCUACCAGCACGGGGGCGUGACGGGGCUGUCCCAGUACUAGCAGGUGGCGGCGGAAGAGCUAAGCUACGUGGCUUAGUCCAGCAGCAUCUUAUUCUGGGUAAUAAAAAAUAAAACUCAAUGGAUACCUGUUUUCCACUGCUAAAACCGAAGCCCCGCUGGGAGCCGCAGGAGGGAGGAGCCCGAGAGGAGAGGAGAGGAGAGAGGAGCAGCGCCAUGGCCGCCGCGCAGCGCGGGCAGGAGACAGCGGGAGCAGGGCCGCGUGGAGCCGCGCAGGAGGCCCCGCCGCGGGCGCCCAGGCCUGCAGGGUGGCGGGAGGCGACCUGGCCGAGAGCAGCCCUUUCCUCCUUCUGUUUCUGUUUCUCUUGAUGGAAGGGGGCUACGUUUUAGCAGGGAACGGCCACCCCUCCAUGCUGGGCAGGCUCCUGCGGGCGGGCGGUGCCCCAGGAGGUGGGACUGUGGGGCCGGCGCCGCCCCGCUGCCUGUGUUCUAAGAGGGUUUCAUUUAAAGAAAAUAAGGUGUUUUGGGUUUUUGGUUUUUGUUUUGUUUUUGUUUUUUUUUUUAAGAUACUUUCAAAGGAGUACUGAAAUGCCUUCCUGAGUUUGUCUCUUAGUGGUGGACCUGGGAGAUUUCGAGAAGCUUCCAGCAGCGAGUGUAAACAGGCCAGCAAGGCUCCACUUAGGACCACCUGGUGAGGCGUCAAGAAUGCGAUGGUCGCCACGCCGGCCCCACGCAGCCGGCCCCACGCAGCCUCGCAGGACUGGCGUGGGCGGUGCCUCCCAGCCCCUCCCAGGAGUUGGAAGCCUGUGCCGGGAGGGCCAUGCUGCCGGACACCCGAGCGCCCCAGCCCUGCUCGCCCACCCCAGCGUUGGGAGCCUCUGCCAGCACCGUCUCCCCUAGGGAGGAGAGCGCGCCAGGAAGCAGCACCCUAGCUGGGCCGCCGCCUGCAGCUCCCUUCCUCGCACCUGACGCUGGUGCCGUCCCCACGCCUUGAGUCCAGCUACAUGCAGCAGAGGGGACAUGACCUGGGGGGCUCCGGGCCGGCGCUCCGAGUGUGGGGCUCCGUGCCGCACCCCCUCCGUUGCUCCAACGCUUUGCCUCGCCUGUGUGGUCAGCACCUGCCCAUCUCUGCAGCGGGCCGCAGUUCCCGUCGGGUGGGGGGGCGUCUGGACCAGGCAAUGGAACUUCCGAUUCUGGUCACUUUGUUUUUAAGCUCCUUUGUCACCAAUAAAAUCUUAAACAGC